AUGCUCUACAUGGAUGCCGAAUUCAUAAGUGGCGUUGUUGUCUCGUACUCCAAGCUCCUCAGGGAAAUAAGCGGAAUGAAGAAGGAGAUCAAAGAGAUCUUGGCAACUGUUCGUAGUGCCCUAUCCCGGAUGAGCACAAUCUGCAGUGCGGGUCAAGCACACCCUGUACCACUUAGAUGUGAAUGUCUAGGCAAUACCCGGAUGUCCUCUUUGGAUGAUAAAGCAGCCUUAAUACUUCCAAAAAAGUCUCUGGAUCGUUGUGAAGUAUCGCCGAGGAAGAAGAAGGAUUAUCACAGAGUCCCUUCAGCUUCCAAAGGUAAGGGCAAAAGAUGCAUGCAGAAUGCCUGCGAUGUAAAUCCUUGCUUCUUCAAGGAGGUCGAGAGAGAAGUAUGCCACGCACAAUGCUCGGAUGAUGUGUCUUAUUGA
Molecule: messenger RNA, 426 nt
Organism: Encephalitozoon hellem ATCC 50504
Lineage: Eukaryota; Fungi; Microsporidia; Unikaryonidae
Exons: 1
Coding region: 1-426 (141 amino acids)
Source: RefSeq, a predicted model, not a curated record